GAAUCCAGUCUGGGCUGCCUAGAUCUCUGGUAUUUUCCAACGGUCUAGCCGCGGUCACACUGUUUUCAACAAAAAUAAGUUGAAACCUUUUGCUGGGCAGCAAACCAUAACGGGAGUGUCAGCCAGCGAAUCCAGAGAGCAAAUCGAAGAAUCGGAAGAAUCCGGCGAUAAUCCAGCAUGGCGGACCCCGAGAGGCAGAGCCUGAUCACCAAGGACGAGGGCGGCGGCUACAGUUCCGUGGACGCUGUGGACGAGGGCGCCGACAAUCCCGGCAGCAGUGCAUCGGUGGCCAACAAUGAGGACGGCAAUGGAGCACCAACGGCUGUGCCUUGCAUUGGACCCGAUGAGCUGCCACCGCCGUAUCAGCAGAGCACCAAUACCGGAGGCGUGCCAAUGGUCACCUGUCGGGUGUGUCAGCACAUGAUUGACAUAACCACGAAGCGGGAGCAGCACGUGGUUAAGUGCACCCACUGCAAUGAGGCUACUCCCAUUCGGAACGCUCCGCCGGGCAAGAAAUACGUACGCUGCCCUUGCAACUGUUUGCUAAUCUGCAAAAGCUCGUCGCAGCGCAUUGCUUGCCCAAGGCCCAAUUGCAAGCGGAUCAUUAACCUGGCCCCGAGUCCCGUCACCCCGCCCGUGCCCACCAUGCCGGGCAUGUGCCGCGUCACCUGCGGCCACUGUUCGGAUACAUUUUUGUUCAACACCUAUCACAACGCCCUGGCCCGCUGUCCACACUGCAGGAAAGUCUCGUCGGUGGGCUCGCGAUUUGCCAAUAGCCGCGCCGUGAUGUUCGCCAUAGUGGCUUUGGUGUUCCUCAUUACGGGCAUCGGGGUUACCAUCGGGACAAUCUCGUAUGCCUCUGAACACGGUGGCAUGUACUUCCUCUAUGUGGCACUGUUUGUGAUUGCUGGCUGCAUGUUGGCCCGAUCCGCCUACUAUUUCCGCCUUAAAGUGAGCGCCAUCGAUGGGCCCAUGUAAAGCUAGAGAGAGCAUGGGGCCAGCAGCAAAGGAAGUGCAUUGUUUUAUUUUUAUAUAUAUAUAUUAUGCAUAUAUAUCAUUCCUUUUGAUAUUAAAUGUAACCCGUAAAACUAAACACAAGCAGCCAAUAGCAGACGGAACACUGAACUCGACUUUUCCGCGAAAACCAUGCAAAGGCAAAGUGCGAAAAGCUAAUUAUUACUUUCCGAAAACCUAGCUAAAUUAUGAAUAGGAUGCAGCCCCCAUUUAAAGUGAUUUUGAAAAGCAUAAUUAGAAUGUUAAGGUCGUAACUAACUAAACACAAAUACUGAAAACAAAAGCCAAUACACAUUUCGAGAGUCGCUGCAACACCAACCAUGUAAAAGAGUAAAGUGCUAAAAGAGAGAAAACAGAGAGCUGUAGUCAUUAGUUAUUAGACCAGCGACCGAUCAACCCAAUUGCACUUGCGCCCCCACAUCAAAGAACCAUAGGAACAUAGAAUCAGGACCAGGAUCGGCUGUUCCAUUUUAAGGAUUGUACAGUUGUGUUGUGUUUAAGUGUCCGCCGACGAUGUUCGUUUUCCGUUUGUGCCUGUCCUGCAACUACAUCAUAUUUUCGUAUUUAUCCACCAAACGUGUAUUCUAUUUUGUGUUUGCUACCUUUCUGCUAAGAAUUUAUCCAAAAUGCACUCUCUUCUCAUAGGCAAGCAAGCGGUUUUAGUUUUGUUUAAGGCGUCUAGCGAUGAUUUUCGAAAGGGUAUACAUAUGCUAAACGUGCUAAUGAAGGUACAUACAUACAUACGCGCAUAUAUACCAUAUACAUACAUAAUUAUAAUGAAAAUAAAAUCAAAGCAACAUACACUUCUUGAAGAACAAAGAACAACAACAACAAGCAACGCUCAUGCAGAAACAACAAUUAAGACAGCAACUGCUAAAAUGCGAAAUUCAAUAUAUAUAUAUAUGUAUGAUUAAAAG
Drosophila serrata is the source of this 1931-nucleotide messenger RNA. Its product is annotated as type 1 phosphatidylinositol 4,5-bisphosphate 4-phosphatase. Gene Ontology annotation, molecular function: phosphatidylinositol-4,5-bisphosphate 4-phosphatase activity. Lineage: Eukaryota; Metazoa; Arthropoda; Insecta; Diptera; Drosophilidae. Gene Ontology annotation, biological process: phosphatidylinositol dephosphorylation. The record is from RefSeq and is a predicted model, not a curated record. Gene Ontology annotation, cellular component: late endosome membrane; lysosomal membrane; plasma membrane.